CCUCUUGCUUUCUAUUGAAUUAGACUUUCUUAGCAGUCUAUUGACUUUCUGCUAACCUACAGACGGAGCACAAGGAAUAUAAACACAGUGUUUCUAACAGGUUUUGCAAAAAGUUUGACACUUUCUCGUGUUGCUAAUUUAUAUAACAAUCAGACAUUUCUUAACACACUUCUUAUCAAACUUGAUGGUUGUUGCCUAGUUAGGUUUUUUUGACUCUAGGUACCACCUAUCGUAGACAUCAAGGCUAGCGAUACUUUCCAAGGAUGCAGGUGAAGAGAGUCGUUCUCAACUCACGACCAGGUAACAACGGGGUGCCAGUUCCUGCAAAUUUCCGCCUGCAGGACACCACUUUGGCACCUGACCUGAAAGAUGGGGAGGUCCUUGUCCGGACACUCUGCCUCUCAGUCGACCCUUACAUGCGGUGCAGAAUGAAUGAAGACACCGGUGUUGAUUAUGUGACUCCAUGGCAGCUGUCUGAGUGUGUAGAUGGUGGAGGUGUCGGUGUGGUCGAGUCCAGCCGCUGCAGUGCUUGCAGUGAGGGAGAUGUGGUCACUUCAUUCAACUGGCCUUGGCAGACCAAAGCUGUUAUGAAAGGAAGUGCUUUACAAACGGUUGAUCCUCAGGUGGUCGAUGGACACUUGUCUUACUUUUUGGGUGCAGUUGGUAUAACAGGGCUCACUGCACUGUUAGGCAUGAGGGAGAAGGGUCAUGUGAUCAAAGGAGCCAAUCAGACCAUGGUGGUGAGUGGUGCGGCUGGGGCCUGUGGCUCCGUAGCUGGACAGAUUGGCAGGCUGGAUGGCUGUGUGAGAGUGGUUGGGAUUUGCGGCUCUGAAGACAAGUGCAGAGCUUUAGUGGAUGACUUGGGCUUUUCUGCAGCCAUCAACUACCGUCAAGAGGACGUUCCUGCAAAGCUCCGGGAGCUCUGCCCUGAUGGGAUAGAUGUUUACUUUGACAAUGUGGGAGGUGGCAUCAGUGAUACUGUAAUUGCACAGAUGAACAACAACAGCCAUGUGAUCCUGUGUGGGCAGAUCUCACAGUAUAACAAAGAUGUGCCGUAUCCUCCGCCUUUGAGCGAAGAGAUACAGGAAACUCUUCAGAGGAAGAAUAUCACCCGGGAACGAUUUACAGUGCUUAACUACAUGAACAAAGCAGAUGCUGCCCUCUUUGAACUCAGCCAGCUAGUUAAAUCAGGGCAAAUCAAUGUGCUGGAAACUGUGGUGAAUGGCAUUGAAAAUAUGGGAGAUGCAUUUUGCUCCAUGAUGAAAGGGGGAAACAUUGGCAAGCAAAUUAUAAAGAUAUCAGAGUGAACAAAAUUGCUGCUCUCACCAGACAUAUACGCCUUGGGAAAUUAACCUGAUCUUGCAUUUCCAUGACUUCCAAUAACACUAAAUGAUCUCUAGUGAGAUUUUGCAUUGAUGAGCCGUUGCCAGUUGAUGGCAAUUAUGCAUCAUAAAAGAAAUCACACAAUGUUUUAUGAUAUGUUAUUCUUGACAAAAAAAGAAAUGUAAAGGUUGCUUAGAGGUCAGGUAGGUCUUGAACUUUAAAACUUACUGAUUUUGUCUUUUGGAAGUUUAUCUUACUACGGAUGUGGAAAAUAUGUUCAUGUAUUUGUUCCAUAUGGCAGUACUGCCUGAUGAUAUUAACCUACGCAACAGGAUUGGCUUUAAAAUCAUCCAGUGUGGAAACGCUGUAACCGACAAAUAGCAGUGAAGGUUUCUCAAACGUGAAAGAAAAAAUAAUGUUAGGAAAAUAAUUAUAAUUAGGGGUUUAAAGAUACAUAAAGCUUUUAAAUGAUUUCAUGUACCAUCCAACAUUUCUGGAGGGUAAAAUAACUAAAAGUAGCUAGCUAGCUUAACUGAAAACACUGCUUGCUAACUGUCAAAUGACCAAUCCUUCAGGUAGCUAAUGUUCUAAAGCUAACUUUCUCCAAAACAUUAAAUCAGCCAGUGAGUGUUUCCUUUGUCUAUCCAUAACCACUGAAUAUGGCUUUAGCGUCACUAAUUGCUUUUAACAGUAGCAAAAGGCUGCUAGCUUAUAAUAGUCAGUAGCUUUGUUGUACCAUGAUUGUCGUUCUAAGUAACGUCUCUUAUUUUGAUGUGGAAAAAACCCCAAUGAAACACGACUUUGGACUUUGUGUAAAUGUGAUUUAUUGGCUUUUUUUAAUGUUUUAAUCAAAUGAAAGUUCUUUGAUUAAGAGAUACACAGUGCAAGAGACUGAGUGAGCUACAAAGACUAAACAAGUUAUGCUUCAGCAUUAGGAAAUGGAUCAUAAUGGGCUUGUUGGCUUACAGUAGUUUUACAAAGAGAUAAAGCCAGCAGAAAAAGCUGGUGCUUGGUCAUUUUAUUUUCCACCAAAGUUUUCAGUUAGGCUACACACCAAUGGAAAUCAUGAUAUCCUAUAAACAUGAAGAAAAUUGCUUAUGUGGUGAGGAAAAUGGGAAACGUUAGAUAUGUGUACACGAUUUAAUAAGCUGAAUUAGGAAAAACAUAGCAAGAUAUAUAAAGCAUUUGUUUUACUUUUGCAAUCCAUUCUAUCAGUAUUAUAAAUUGACAGGACUACUGAUAUUUUCGACUCAGUGUACGACUUCAUAUUGUUGUUGACUCCCCUUUGUUACAUCAUUUGACAAUGUCAAGAAAAACAAAGACAAAAUAUACGAUUUACUGUAAUGAACGUUUUAUUCCACAGCACUAUAAACCAUUAAUAAAAUAACAUUGUGGUUGGCUCUUACCUUCAGUUGUCACAAGAAAAAUAUGUGGCAGGUGUAAAAUCAUUGUCUUUUCAUUCAUAUACUUCAGUGUUUGAACAUAGGAUGGGAUGCAAACUAAGUGAACACUGGUACAUUACUUACAGUGUAUGCCCUCUCAGAGACUUAGUGGUAGUAAUGGUUGUUUUUUUGUGAACAGUCAAAUUAGUGCACAGUACAUAACGAUCACAACCAGAUUCAGAGUAUAACAUUGGUGCUUUUCUGCAACAGAAAACAAAACAGUGCAUGCAUUGGUUGGUGUAGAAGUGAAAUGCAACACACUACUCCCUCCUUGUGGACAUAUAUAUAUAUCUUGUGAGAGGUACUGCGCAGCAUGAGGGAAAUUAACUAUGCCAAGAACAAAAGUCAUCCAUUUUUAAUAUCUGUCUCUACGCUGGAACUAUUCAUUUGGUAAUGCUCCAAUACCACUUGACUGCAGAGAAGGGAAAAGGUUUUCAAACAAUUCCCAUCAAGAGUGCACAUAAUUUACUUUCUCAGUGUCAAGCAGCUGUUCUAAUAAUAAACUGCAUGUUAUCACACAACUGAGCAAUUAUUCUGAACUCAUACUGUGUGUGGUUUAGAAAAAAACCAGGAUUCAACUGUGUUGGAACAUUACUUCUAUUAAAAGACUUGAUAAAUGUG
Molecule: messenger RNA, 3386 nt
Organism: Eleginops maclovinus (Patagonian blennie)
Lineage: Eukaryota; Metazoa; Chordata; Actinopteri; Perciformes; Eleginopidae
Gene: ptgr2
Product: prostaglandin reductase 2
Exons: 8
Coding region: 264-1307 (347 amino acids)
Biological process (GO): prostaglandin metabolic process
Molecular function (GO): 15-oxoprostaglandin 13-reductase [NAD(P)+] activity
Source: RefSeq, a predicted model, not a curated record